Phaeoacremonium minimum UCRPA7 is the source of this 1104-nucleotide messenger RNA. RefSeq lists its product as hypothetical. The transcript has a single exon. The coding region runs from base 1 to 1104 and encodes 367 amino acids. NCBI's taxonomy places the organism in Eukaryota, Fungi, Ascomycota, Sordariomycetes, Togniniales, Togniniaceae. The record is from RefSeq and is a predicted model, not a curated record.
AUGCUCGGCGAUAAUGCAUCAUACCGCUAUAUCGGCGGCGUGUUGGAACGAAAUGCCGAGCUUACCAAGGAACUCAAGAGGCUUGAGAACACCGAGAAUGUUAAUAUAGCACAGUUGACCAGGCUGGAUCGGCAGCUUGAUGAAGCAAAGAAACAGGCAAGGGAGAAAGAAGACGAGCUGGAGAGGAUGAGAAAGUACAUACAGACUGCCAAUGAUACGGCCAGGGCUGCUGAAGCGAAAGUGCAAGACAAAGAAGAGAGUCUCGGAAAAGUAGAAGACAAAUUGAAGACGCUAAUAGAAACCUCGAAGAAGCACGAGACUGACAGCAUGACCCACCAAGCUGAGGCCCGGCAGAUGGAGGAGCAACUUCGCGUUUCCAGGAAAAAUGAAAGUGACCUGAGAGACGAAAAGCGGGUUCUCGCAGAACAACUGAGAGAGAAGACGGAGAUGCUGGACGAGAUCAACAAUUGGCGGCUCCCGAUGAAGAAGAUCGACAAGAUGGAGCGAGAUACAAUGUCAGUGUGCAGUCCCCUCUCCUCUGCGAAGCUAACAGCAGCCGCAAACAGUGUCGCAAAGCUACAAGGGCUCCUCACUGAGGCGUACAGCCUGGUGAAGGAUUACUUCGGCGAUGACGUGCCAGACCAGAUAGGCAAGGAUGCUAAGGCUUGGGAAGCCCUCCGCGGGCAUGUCGCGGUGUCCCAUCCAUACAAGAUUCCCCUGCCAUCAUCGAACUCGCCGCAGGCCAAGCAGAUGCGCGUCGCGGCCGUCCUGGCAGUCCUAGGUCAUCACCUGGCGGAGGAGAUCCUCCAGCCGCUCUACAUCCUGGAGGAAGGAGGCGAGCUGAACGAACUCCUCAGUGAGCUCACCAGCGAUGAUCCUCCGAGAGGCCUUUCUCCGCUCGACACUGCUCGCUGCCCUCACCCGCGAGGACCAGCGGGAAAACAGACGGAAGCGACUGAAGGACGUCUUUCAGGCGGUUAUCUCAGCCGUGCAGCCGCUGGUACCAGACGGAAAGCAGGAUGGGUUCCGACGGGCGCUCAGAGAUCUCUGUGCUCGGUAUUGCGAGACCUGGUCCGAGAUACAGUGUCUGGAGGGCAAGGUUGA